This is a messenger RNA of Dreissena polymorpha, 8566 nucleotides long. RefSeq lists its product as uncharacterized. NCBI's taxonomy places the organism in Eukaryota, Metazoa, Mollusca, Bivalvia, Myida, Dreissenidae. Gene Ontology annotation, molecular function: protein binding. The coding region runs from base 750 to 2426 and encodes 558 amino acids. The transcript has 12 exons. The record is from RefSeq and is a predicted model, not a curated record.
CAUUUGACGGUUAACUUGGUUGCUGUUCAGUUUGAAAUUUCGUAUUACUUGCCUGUUUUUAAUAACAUUGUUUGUGUGUUUUCUGUGAUAUUCAUUGUAGACAUGCUUGUACAUAAUUAUUACAAUUGAUUUAAGAUUGUAAAAUCUUGUUUGUUGAAAGGGAAUUAUCAAAAUGGCGACAUCUGCAAUUUCAAGACAUUCACACAAAAAUGUAAAAUUAACAGCAUUGUGUAAUAGCCAUAGUGAGUUGUGCUGCUCCAGAUCUGUUGAGCUUAAUCACAGAUCCUGAUUUAUACUGAAGGAUUAGCUGCUUUUUGAAUUCUUGUCUGCAUGUAUUUCAUAAAGGACUGAAAAGCAUUCCUACAUUAUUAAAAGAAGUGAACUGUGAACUAUCUUAUUUAUGAUGUCUUGUUUAUUGGGAUACAACACAGCCGUAACCAUCCGGGUUACAGAAUUAUAGACUAUUUUAACAGAAUUAUACUUUAACUACAUGUACUUUAACAUGUAAAACUUCAUACACUAGAGUAUCAAAUUGGCGGCAGGUUCAUUGUCAAAUGUUGUGAAACGUUGGCCUAUGGUUGAAAAGUUUUAUCGCACAUCUUGUGUUUGAAUUUAUCUGUGUUUCAGUGUUAAUUUUAACUUCUAAGGUUGAUAAACUUUUGGAACUAGCUUUAUUUCUUUCAUAUUUCACAAGAAAUAUACUUGAAAGAUUUGAACAAAAAGGUUUUAACAUUAUAAACAGUAACAAAAUGGCAACAGGUUCAUUGUCUUCGGUUCCAAAACGUUUGCGUAUGGUUGAAGACUUUUCUUGCACACGUUGUUUAGAGCAGAAUCUUACGGAAUCUGCAGACAUUUAUUGUGAAAAAUGUGAAUGGUUUUAUUGUAAAAAAUGUGUUAUCCUGCAUAGUCAGUUUUAUACAAAACAUAUGACAUGUGGAAGGGAGGAUAUUAAGAAAUGGCCAGUUUCUAAGGCAGUGGAAGAUUUUCUCAGGAAGUGUGAGGUGCAUGAGGAUGAAACACUGACACAGUUUUGCCAUGACCACAGUCAGCUGUGCUGCUCUGCAUGUGUUGGAACAAUUCACAGCCAGUGCAGUAAAGUGACCCAGAUUUCGGAGCUGACCAACUCGCAGCCCACAGGCCUAGAGGGGCUGUCAGUGGAGCUGGAAACUGUCCUGGGGGAAAUUAAAACCCUGCAAAUCAGUCAGAAGGCCAGCAUUCAGUCAUUGCAGAGAACAUACAAGGAACAUAGUGCAGUUAUGAUAGAGCAAAUGCUUGGCAAUUUAAAUACUUAUAUAGAUGAAUGUGAUAAUAGUUCUGUGGGUACAUCAGGCGGAAAUGAGCAAUAUUUAAAAGAAGAGAUGUGUAGGAGUGUUCUCUCUAUUGUGAAUGAAUUUGAUAAUAUUACUGCGAAGGAACUUAACGAGAUGAAAGAUGAAGUUAUAAGUAUUAAAGAGUCAGUUACAAGUUCUAUUCAUAAAUGCACCACUCUUCACAAUGACUUGUCACAAUUCCAUGAACUUGUUCAGAAAAUUGGAGAUAAUAAGGAGCUCUGUCUUAUAGCCAGCAUAAAAUGUAAGCAUAUAAUACAGCAGGCAUUGACUCUGCUAGGAAAGUCAGGCAAGGCGUUUAACGUCCAGCGGAAGUCUGUGCACAAUGUGAGAAUACCAAGUGAUUCAUAUGAAUGUAGUAUUGCAGGCAUAUGUGUUCUGACUGAUGGGCAGGUGCUGGUCGCAGACUUGAAGAAUAAGAGGAUCAAGCUGCUGAACCAGCAGUACCAGGUGGUGAAUCACUGGGAUGUGACUGCUGGGCCAUGGGACAUAUGUUUGAUCACAUCCAGUGAGGUUGCAGUGGCUGUGAAUGACCAUGAUAGCAAGAUACAUGAGGUCCAGUUUAUCACUGUCAACCAGGGAAAGCUUGUUUCUGGCAGGAAGUUUCAGUUACAACAUGAAUGUACAUGUAUUACCCAUCACCAAGGAGACCUUUUUGUCACCUCUGGUCAAGAACUGUACAAAUACACAUUGAGUGGCAAACUGAUCUGCAGUCUCUACCAAGAUAGAUCAGCUGAUUGGACAGUAUACAAGUGUGCUGUGACUCCCACAGGAGACAGGCUGUACAUCACCAGCUACUACCCGCACAACAAGCUUCUCACCCUGGCCAGGGAUGGCACACUCCUGGCUACAUACACAGACCCAGCACUAUAUGGCCCAAAUGGUCUACAUGUGACCCCUGCAGGCCAGGUGCUGGUCUGUGGAGAGCUGUCCGACACUGUACUACAGGUGGGCUGGGAGGGGAAGAGUAAGCUGGCUAAUCUUGCUACUUGGGGAGAUGGAGUGAGGUACCCACGGUCAGUCUGCUACUGCAGCACCACAUCCUCCAUCAUUGUGGGACAGUGGGGGGACAACAUCCUGGUGUUCAGAGUGGAAUAGUGUGAACAUUCGCUGCUGAGUCAACGAUGCUGAGGAUGUGGUGGACAAGGAUGACCUGAAUACGCAGAAGCAACUGCUAAGCACAGAAGACAACGGAGUAGUGAAAGGCUCAGCCAAAUCAAAGUCCAGCGAUGUGAGGGUGACACAGCCUUUCCAUGUCCUUGUAUUGCAACAUGAAGGACAUUUUAGCUGAAACUAACAAGGGAGAGAACUGUAGAUCUGCACCAGCACAGAGCACCAGCAUUGAUAUCGAGUUGGCCCAGCAACCGCACGAGUCCCGCCUGCAGGAGCCCCAAUCCAGAACGACCCUUCCCCUCCCCUGACUUCUAACUCCUCCCCCUUGACCUCCUGACUCAAAAAGUCAGCAUCGUUGAACAACUCCGUUCUGCAGAAAAUUCUGAGCAUGAUUCUGGUCUGAACAAACACAAUGCCCACGUCAAGUUGUCCACACAUAAGCCUGGGUAGUUCUGUUAAGCUAGAGUUCCGCGUGGGCCUGAGAGGGACGAGUUUUACAAACACGAAAAGUUAUAGCUGUAGUUAUGGUAACGCUAACAGUCAGUUGUUGCUGUUGGACAUCACAACAAAUAUCCUGAAGAAUAAAAAGUUCAAUAACUUGUUCCAAUCUUUAUGGGACAAACAGAAAUUGGACGGGAGAAAAUCAAGGAACAAUAAAAGCGUAAGCUUUCCUAGUGGGAUGCUUCUGCUGUUGAUAGUUUGGACGACAAUAGGGUUACGGACUGCCCCAGAUUGUCCUCUCAGCGGCCAAAAUAUCAUAAUAGAACGGACUUUUGGCAAUGUUACCGACAAAGAAAGGCAGUAAUGACUUGGUUGUGAAUACCCAGAGCACGAUACAUCCAUGCUGACACAAAAAGGCAGUAAUGACUUGGUGGUGAAAACCCAGAGCACGCUACAUCCUUGCUGACAAAGAAAUGCAGUAAUGACUUGGUUGUGAAUACCCAGAGCAUGCUACAUCCAUGCUGACACAGAAAGGCAGUAAUGACUAUGCUGUGAACACCCAGAGCAAGAUAUAUCUAUGCUGACACAGAAAGGUAGUAAUGACUAUGCUGUGAACACCCAGAGCAAGAUAUAUCCAUGCUGACACAAAAAGGCAGUAAUGACUAUGCUGUGAACACCCAGAGCAAGCUACAUCCAUGCUGACACAGAAAGGAAGUAAUGACUAUGAUGUAAACACCCAGAGCACAAUACAUCCAUGCUGACACAGAAAGGCAGUAAUGACUAUGCUGUGAACACCCAGAGCACGCUACAUCCAUGCUGACACAGAAAGGAAGUAAUGACUAUGCUGUGAACACCCAGAGCAAGAUAUAUCCAUGCUGACACAGAAAGGCAGUAAUGAUUAUGCUGUGAACUCCCAGAGCAAGAUAAAUCCAUGCUGACACAGAAAGGCAGUAAUGACUACGCUGUGAACACCCAGAGCACAAUACAUCCAUGCUGACACAGAAAGGCAGUAAUGACUUGGUUGUAAACACCCAGAGCACAAUACAUCAAUGUUGACUCAGAAAGACAGUAAUGACUUGGUUGUGAACACAGAACACGAUACACCCAUGCUGACACAGAAAGGCAGUAAUUACUUGGCUGUGAACACAGAGCACAAUACAUCCAUGCGGAAACAGAAAGGCAGUCAUGACUAUGCUGUGAACACCCAAAGCACGAUAAAUCCAUGCUGACACAGAAAGACAGUAAAGACUUGGUUGUAAACACCCAGAGCACAAUACAUCCAUGAUUACACAGAAAGGCAGUAAAGACCUUGUUGUAAACACUAAGAGAUCCAUACAUCCAUGGGGUGUGCCACAGCCCGAAUUACGCCCACUAUUGUGAACAAGGUGCUUAAAGUGAACAUGUCUGGUUUUGGUAUGAGGACUUAGCACUCCAAGCCUAAAAGGCCUCGCAUUGAAUUGAUGCAAGAGAAGGCUUUGAAAAAUAACAGCAGUUUUGUUGUGUGGUCCAGUACGCCCUUCGACUCUCAACCUGAAGAAAGCAGAACUCAAACUCGGCUCUUAUCAAUAUCAGCAAGGCCAGCAUGUCAUAUCAGCUUCUUGAGCUUCAGUUGGUGCGCGUAAAAAUUGAUUCUACGUUAUUAAGAAAUUCAGCACGAAGACAUCUUGCGUCAGACUACCAAGCCUCCUAUCAAUAUCUCCUCCCAUGUUGGCUUCAUCAACACUUCCAACAGAGCCUUGGUGAGUUCGACUUCCGUCUCAGCAUCGAUGUCGCUUAGCAACAAUUGGAUGAUGGGCGUCGACAAAUUAGGCCGGACAAGUCGCUCAAACUGAAACAAUUUGAUCCAACAGAGCCUGUUCCUACAGGAACCUAUGCAAUCAUAGAUCGGUACCUAGCUGAACAACAGGCUGUAUGGUCAGCUGGUCCCAGACGCCCAGUGACACUUCCUGGCCCAGGACCUUGGGGCAAAUGCUCAACUAUACCUACCCGCAGGGUGGAGCCACUCUGAACCUGGGGCUCCAUACUUUCUUGGCCAGGGGCCAAGUUUACCUUGUCAAUAAGGUACAUGUAGGGACACAUUCCUGGGAUGCCCUUAGGUUUUUCUAUCUGUUCACAGAGGCCUUAUACUCACAAGUUCAAGCCCAGUGAGCGAUGUUCACAUUAUCAAACUCUGCAUCUCAAUAGAAACCCGGAUAUCAAAGCGUUGAGCUUGUUCUUGAAGCAUUUGCACCAGCAACAGUCAUCAUCUCGAGUUACUGGCAUCUCUAUGGUGUGGAACCCUCCGUCUACGAACAUCAUAACAGCACAUGAACCAGUGGCAGUCAUCAUCUCAAGAUUCUGGUAUAUCCAUGGUGCAGGACCCUCGGUCUGUAAAGAUCAUGCAGAGCAAACCUUAGAUGCCAUUUGACGAAAUCAAACCAUCCAAUCAGAAACAGAGCCUGUUGCAGCAGUUGUUACCAUAUUGACCCCUGUCAAACCUAAGAAGUCCAUAGAUAAAUACUUUUUUAGAUGUGCUUAUCUCUACGUACCUACUGGUUUGUUCAGCACUUACUCUUUGAAUUUUAUGACGAGUGAAAAUGAAUGACCUUGUUCAGUUUGAAAUGGCAGAAUGACACAUCACAACAAUUUAAGUGGAAAGCCCGAAAGUCAUGUCAACAGCCACAUUUUGUAUGUGUAACAGCCAAGUUGUUUUCAAAGAAAAUGAAAAGUUUACGUUUUAUUUUUUAUGUGACCAAUGUUUAAUUGGUAUUAUGAUGCUGUCAGUCUCUUUAUGUUGAAAGUUUUGGUUAAAUAUAGCAUGUUAAGUUUUUUUUUAAAGCACACAUAUUGCAUUUAUAUCCAAUGUCUUUGUCUGUAUAAUGAAUUUUUCACUACAUAUUUUGAUCCUUAUAAUGGUAAAUGUAUGGGAAAAACAAUUUUAUCAUAGAUAUUCUAAGAUUGUCAAGUCUGUUUAAAUGAUGCUGGUAACUUUGACAAAAUUGAAAAAAAGGAGUACGUUCAUGUUUUAAGAUAUGUUUCAGUUUUCUGUUUUUACCCAUAAUAUAGAUAAGCUUAUUUAAUGAAUUGUUCACAAAGUUUUAUAACUUUUACGCUUCAGCUUUUUCUGUCUAGUAAUCCUGCCGAAAACAAUACUAGUCAAUUUGCUCAUUGGGGUCAGUAUUCGAUCAUGAAUCUUGUUUAGUAGCAUACUAUUUCAUAGGAAGAAUAAUACAUUCUAGGAAAAAAUAUUUAAUCUACCUAAAAUUAUUGAUUCUGUAAAUACCACUUUGUUGAUUUAAAUGGAUAUUGUUUGUAAAAUUAAUAUAGUAUCACUUUUGCGUGUUUGGGAAAGCUUUUAAUGAAACUGAGAAUUAAGAAAACAAAAAAAUAAAUAAGAGUUUUAUGAAAAUUGGCAUAAAUUAUUAUUGUUAAUUUAUGUUGUUAGAUCAUAGACGUGUAUGCUCACAAUUGUUAAACUUUGUUUUUGGACACAAUAGUUUAUUGUGCUUUAUGUUUGUUUAUGCACAUGAAGACGACCAGAGUGUAUCCUCUUUAAUAAGUGAGUAACUUAAUCAAGAUUUAUUGAUCACUGUAUAUAUUGUGUAGGUUUAUUUUGCCAUUUAUACAUAAAACAACUGAAGAACAAUUGUAUUUUAAACGUAAAUUAUUCUUGUAUUGUUGCCAUUUGUAUAAGAUAAACUAAAUGUUUACCUUAGUUUGUAAAAACCUUUGUAAAAAAUCAUUUCCUGUGUGAAUGCUCAUAUAUAUAUUGAACUGUUAAAAAUAAUUCACAGUACCAGAAAAAAUAGUCAAUUACACAGUAAGGGAAAGUGUUAUCAUAUGCUUACAAUUGUAAAAAAUUGCAAUUUUCUCUAUUUGUAAUAAUAGAGAGCAAUAUUAUUUGCUCAAACAAUAAAAACAAAGAUGUCUGCUUUGUAAAUUAAUAAUUGUGUUUACAUCUCAACAUAACACGUAAAUACAUUAAAGUCUUAAAGGAUUUUUUGGAAUAAACACUUAAAUAAAUAUAUGUGCGUAUAUACGCUGAUAAUAAAAUUUUACAUUCCAUUUAGUUUUGUAACAGUGCGUUUGACCUUUCACGUUGAACAUCCCACACUUGCUGUCAGUGCAGUGCCUUCAUUAGGGUCAUUUUUAUGCUCCCGGUAGGGUGGCAUAUAGCAGUUGAACUGUCCGCAGUAUGUCAGUCUGUCCAUUUGUUCGGAAAAAAAACCUUUAACAUUGGCCAUGACUUUUUAAAUAUUGAAGAUAGCAACUUGAUAUUCGGCAUGCAUGUGCAUCUCAUGGAGCUGCACAUUUUGAGUGGUGAAAGAUGAAGGUCAAGGUCAUCCUUCAAGGUCAAAUGUCAAAUAUAUGGUGUCUGUCCGUCCGUCUGUCCAAUAACUUAAACAUUGGCCAUAACUUUUUCAAUAUUGUAGGUAGCAACUUGAUAUUUGGCAUCCAUGUGUAUCUCAUGGAGCUGAACAUUUUGAGUGGUAAAAAGUGAAGGUCAAGGAUAUCCUUCAAGGUCAAAGGUCAAUUUUUUUUAAUUCAAAGCGGCGUUCCCAUGAUGCUGCACAUUGUGAGUGGUGGAAGUUCAAGGUCAUCGGUCAAGGUCAAGGUCAUACUUCAAGGUCAAAGGUCAAAAAAAUAAUUCAAAGCGGCUUUCUAAUGAAGCUGCACAUUGUGAGUGGUAGAAGGUCAAGGUCAUCCAUCAAGGUCAAGGUCAUCUUUCAAGGUCAAAGAUGAAAAAAAAAUAAUUCAAAGCGGCGUUCUCAUGAAGUUGCACAAUUUGAGUGAUGGAUUUUCAAGGUAAAGUUCAACCUUUAAUGUCAAAGGUAAAAAAAAAAUCAAAGUGGCGCAAUAGGGGGCAUACUGUGUCUCUGACGAACACAUAUAUUGUGUGUAAAUAUCCCACUGUUUAAGUUCAGAAAAUGUUUUAAGACCAGAUUUCCUUAAACUUGGGGUUGUUAUUAUUUUACUUUUAUUGAAUGCAUGAAACAUGUGUGUUCUGUUGUUGAAUAGCUAAACAUAGCUUGAUGUUUGUAAAUUGUGUGACAAAUGUUGAUCAAAUUGAUACAUAGAAAAAAAAACACAAUCUUCGUUAACUUGUAUGUGUUAAUUCCCACACACAAAUAUAAGUAUUUGGUAACAAUAUAACUAUUGUGCUUUAUUCGAAAUACAGUAUGAAAUGCACUUUUAAAAUCAUGCUUUUAUAUGUUCAUCUUCUCCAAAUAAGCAUUUUGAAAAAGCAAAUAUAAUAUCUCUAUGGAAAGUAUCCGUAGGCCCCAUGCAAUCGCUUGUGUACCUCAUAUUGAUCAGGGUCUUUCUAAAUUAUUUCAUGAUUGCUUAUCCCUGUCUGAAUUGUGUAAAUAGCUUCAAAAUCGUGAGAUAACUGUUAAAAGGAUUUCAAUAUUAAACGUUAAAAUGGUAUCUUAAAUGUAACCGUACAUCUGUUGCAUUUAUUUUAACAUGUUUAUAUGUUCUGGCUCCCUGAGUUUUAUUUGUCUAUUAUCUUGCGUACUUUAAUUGUGUUUUUUAAGACAAACAUCAUUAUAUUGAUUAUGUUGUUUUUGUCCAACAUUUCUAUAUAUACAAGUUGUAUGUAAAUAAUUAAAUAUGUUUAUGUUGAUGAUAUGUAUUUCCCGAUCUAAGUUUGAUGUUGAACUCUCAAUAAACGACAUGUUUUGCCAAUUAAAUCCCGAAUGAUU